UGAAAAAUCCCCUGCAGACUAAUAUCAAGGGUUUAGAGACAGACAAGAGGGAGCAGGUUGGGAUCUUUGGGAGAAUUGGAGUUGGAAGGAGUUCGUUGAUGAACCCUGUCAUUGGAAAAGGUCUUCUGCCCUCUGGAAAAGAUCCAGUGGGGUUGACAUCAGACAGAAAGGCUUGUCGGCUGGCCAAUGAUAAAGUGAAUCAACUAAAGCAUAAGUCGGAUCUUCAAGGCGAGGGCAGGAAGGAGAGCGUACCAAGCAAACGCCAGUGUGAAUCUCUGGGACCAGGUAUCUGCAUUUCUGUUGAAACACUGGCAAGCAAACACCCCACAGUGGACUCAGAGACAGCAAUAAAGUCCAAAGUGAAAAGUAAAAUGGAAAGUGUUGAUGCAAGGAUAGCAGCUCAAAAGGGCAUAAAGUUGAAAAAUUUCCUGCGGACUAAAAUCAAGGGUUUAGAGACAGACAAGAGGGAGCUGGUUGGGGUCUUUGGGAGAACUGGAGCUGGAAAGAGUUCGUUGAUCAACGCUGUCAUUGGAGAGGAUCUUCUGCCCUCUGGAGAAUUCAAAGCAUGUACAACAGUCAUGAUCAAAGUGGAGGCUAGCACGGAUGGCAAAAACGAAUUCAGGGCAGAGAUUGAGUUCAUUAAAAAAGAGGAAUGGAAAAACGAGUUUUGGUCCCUUCAGCAGUAUGUUACAAAAAAUGCAGAGGAUGUCACAAAAGAUGAGGAUAAAGACAUCACUGAGAAACUGUCAGCAGUGUAUGGAGAAAAAUGGAAAGAGAUACUAAUUGAGAAGCCAAUGGACUUAAGACACUUCAAAAAAAUUCCUGAAUUUCUCAAAUCUGAGAUCAAGACUCUGAAAUCUGCAUCAGCUAAAGGGCUAUCUCAAAAGCUUGUAAAAUAUACAAGAAAUGACUUAAUUCAAGAGGAAGAUGUAAAGAAGGCUUACUGGCCUCUGGUGAAAUGUGUGACCAUCAAGGUGCCAAACAAUGAUUUCCUCCAAAAUGUCACGCUCGUGGACCUUCCUGGAUAUGGAGACCGUAACAAGAGCAGAGAUGAAAUGUGGAGAGAGAUUGUUGGAAACUGUUCAACGGUGUGGAUUGUGACUGAAAGUGUCCGUGCUGCAUCAGAAAAAGAAACCUGGGAGAUCCUGGAAGAAGUCUGCAGCCUCAUUGGAAACGGUGGGGAAUGUCGACAUAUUUGCUUUAUCUGCACAAAGUCGGAUCUGCUCAAAAAUAAGAUUCUGAGAGUCAAGGAGGAAUUGAAGAAGGAAUUCAACAAGUCCAUCAAAAUUAAUAAACACUUCAGUGGGGAAUGUUUCGACGUCUUUACAGUGAGCUCCACAGAGUACUUUGAAGGCAAGCGAAGUCAGGACAACGAAAUACCAAAGCUUCAGGAGGUUUUGAAAAAGCUCAAUGGCUGCCACUCAGAGACCUUAAACUAUGUGUCUGGAGCACACGGGAUCCUCUCUUUGAUUAAAGGGGCCAGGCUGAGAGAAACAGCUACAGUAAAAGCAGCUGUGUGUAAAAAGCUUAAGGAAAACAUGAGACAUCAACUUACUGCAGUUAAAAAUGCUGUGGAGAUGGCUUACAACACCUUUGAGAGAUGCCUCAGUAAAGGAGUUGAACAAUCCAGAAGUUCAUGGGACAGAAGCUUGGAGAGCAUCAUUAAGCCUAAACAAAAAGGAGGUAUCAAUUUCCAGACAUUGAGGUGCAUUGUUAAGAAAGGCGGCAUCCAUACAACUGGAAGAGGAAGACAAAUAAACCUCAACAUGACGUUAGCUUCAUGCCUGCUUGACAGCAUCGAUGAUGAGUUUAGAAAGACCUUCCCAAAUGAAGGCAAAGACGGUCCAUUCUACGGGGUCAUCAACGGAUUUUCACUUGACACAGAGGGAUGGAUUCAUAGAUACAAAGAGGUGGAGCUGCACCUGAUAUUUCUGAAGACCGAGGAGGAAAAGAUUAAGAAAGAACUUAACAAAAUCAUCCUUGAUGGCAAGAAGAUAAUCUACAACAGUCUGACAAAGAAAAUCGAGGGAGUCAUGGAAGAUUGCUAUGAGAGAGCAGCAGAAAUUGAAGGUCCUGGUGCAGUGGCAAAAAUGACGCAAACCAUCCAGACACAUGUAAAAAAUUCAAAAUACAUGUUUGAAAAGGCUAAAAAGGCUAUGCUGACAGAGCUGACAGACCUGAAGUUGGUCAUCCUGAAGAAGCUGAAAAAAACGAUAACAAAAUCAAUCAAACUGUCACUGAAGACGGAUGACCACUCACUCCCAGACGUCUCAGAGGAAUUAAAGGCUGUGAAGAAACUCUACGAUGAACUGAAAGGCAUCUCGGCUCAGUAAACAUCAAACACUGGGCAAAGCUCAGGAAAAUUGCUUAUAUGAUGUUAGUGUAUGGGCUCAAUAUUAAGUCAUAAAGAUUUUACAGUUGUAAAUGAAUGUUUGCAAAUAAUUUCAGUUUGCAUCU
This is a messenger RNA of Melanotaenia boesemani (Boeseman's rainbowfish), 2457 nucleotides long. Its product is annotated as nuclear GTPase SLIP-GC-like. The coding region runs from base 99 to 2333 and encodes 744 amino acids. The record is from RefSeq and is a predicted model, not a curated record. Gene Ontology annotation, molecular function: GTPase activity. The transcript is spliced from 19 exons. NCBI's taxonomy places the organism in Eukaryota, Metazoa, Chordata, Actinopteri, Atheriniformes, Melanotaeniidae.